Molecule: messenger RNA, 1163 nt
Organism: Pseudogymnoascus verrucosus
Lineage: Eukaryota; Fungi; Ascomycota; Leotiomycetes; Thelebolales; Thelebolaceae
Exons: 3
Coding region: 154-1128 (324 amino acids)
Biological process (GO): cell wall modification
Molecular function (GO): pectinesterase activity
Source: RefSeq, a predicted model, not a curated record
CGUUUCUUAAGCACACGUACAAUUGUAGAUCCCGUGGUCUAUUGACGUCUUCAAACUAUUUAAGAACGCCUCAAUGGCUUCUCCAAUUCUUGUUGCUGUCGUCGCUGCAACAGAUACUGUUCCUUACUACCUUCUCUACGAAACUCUGCCAUCAUGCGUUUCUCCAUCACCUUGAGUGCUCUCGUGAGCUCAGUUGUUGCCAUCACAACCCCUCCAUCCGGCGCCCUUACGGUUGGCUCAGGCGGAACGUACUCAACGAUCCAAAAGGCAAUUAACGCGCUGAGCACUAGCUCGUCGUCGACCCAGAAGAUCUUCAUCUACUCUGGAACCUACAAUGAGCAGGUCAAGAUCCCAGCACUCAGUGGUCCCCUCGAAGUCUACGGCUACUCGGCGUCCGGCUCGUCAUACUCGGGCAACAAGGUGACUGUCCAGCAAUCAUGCAGUCAGCUCAGCUGCGGCACCAACAAUGAUGGCACUGCCACAAUCUCCAACCACGCCGCCAACACCAAGUUCUACAACCUCAACAUCAAGAACACCUACGGCAAGGGCUCCCAAGCCGUCGCCCUGAGCUGCUACGGCACAAAGCAGAGCUACUACGGCGUCGCUCUCUACGGCUACCAAGACACCCUCCUCUCCAACGAGGGCAAGCACUUCUUCGGCAAGAGCUUCAUCCAAGGUGCCACCGACUUCAUCUUCGGCCAGCACGGCAUCGCCUGGAUCGACGGCACCGACAUCCGCGUCAACGGCAACGGCUACGUGACCGCCUCCGGCCGCGCCUCCAGCACCGACGUCUCCUACUACGUGAUCAACAAGUCCAACGUCGCGGCUGACUCGGGCGGCGGUCCCACAACCGGUAACGUCUACCUCGGCCGUCCAUGGGGCGAGUACGCACGGGUCUGCUUCCAGAACACCGCGCUGUCGAGCAUCAUCAACGGCGCUGGGUGGAAGAUCUGGAACACGGGAGAUGAGAGGACUGGGCACGUUACGUUCCAGGAGUACGGCAACACGGGGGCUGGAGCUUCGGGGACGCGUGCCAGUUUCUCGAGCAAGAUUAGCAGCGCGCUCACCAUCUCGAACAUUUUGGGAAGCGAUUAUGCUAGCUGGGUUGAUACGUCGUACCUUUCUUAGGUGAAAGUUGUGCGGCGGGCGCCUGAUCUGUGGAC